AAGAGUGGUCCUCCAGGUCGCAGCAACUAACCCCCGCCCGCCACCCCACGUGGUUGGAGGUUUCCAGAAGCGCUACUACAGCCGCGCUGCGCAGCUCCUGGCCGCCGAGCGCGUUUGCCGCUUCGUAGUUCUACCAUCUAACCGCCAUGAUAAGUGCUAGCCGAGCCGCGGCAGCUCGUCUUGUCGGCGCCGCAACGUCCCGGGGCCCCACAGCCGCCCGCCACAAGGAUGGGUGGAAUGGCCUUAGUCAUGAGGCUUUUAGAAUUGUUUCAAGACGGGACUAUGCCUCAGAAGCAAUCAAGGGAGCAGUUGUUGGUAUUGAUUUGGGUACUACGAACUCCUGUGUGGCAGUUAUGGAAGGUAAACAAGCAAAGGUGCUAGAGAAUGCUGAAGGUGCCAGAACCACCCCUUCAGUUGUGGCCUUUACAGCAGAUGGUGAGCGACUUGUUGGCAUGCCGGCCAAGCGACAGGCUGUCACCAACCCAAACAACACAUUCUAUGCCACCAAGCGUCUCAUUGGCCGGCGAUAUGAUGACUCUGAAGUACAGAAAGAUAUUAAAAAUGUGCCCUUUAAAAUUGUCCGUGCCUCUAAUGGAGAUGCCUGGGUUGAAGCUCAUGGAAAACUCUAUUCUCCAAGUCAGAUUGGAGCAUUCGUGUUGAUGAAGAUGAAAGAGACUGCAGAAAAUUACUUGGGGCAUACAGCAAAAAAUGCUGUGAUCACUGUUCCGGCUUAUUUCAAUGACUCUCAGAGACAGGCCACUAAGGAUGCUGGCCAGAUAUCUGGACUAAAUGUGCUUCGGGUAAUUAAUGAACCCACAGCUGCUGCUCUGGCCUAUGGUCUAGACAAAUCAGAAGACAAAAUCAUUGCUGUAUAUGAUUUAGGUGGUGGAACUUUUGAUAUUUCUAUUCUGGAAAUUCAGAAAGGUGUAUUUGAGGUGAAGUCCACCAAUGGAGAUACGUUCUUAGGUGGUGAGGACUUUGACCAGGCCUUGCUACGACACAUUGUGAAGGAGUUCAAGAGAGAGACGGGGGUUGAUUUAACCAAAGACAACAUGGCACUUCAGAGAGUUCGGGAAGCUGCUGAGAAGGCUAAGUGUGAACUCUCCUCAUCUGUGCAGACUGACAUUAAUUUGCCAUAUCUUACGAUGGAUGCUUCUGGACCCAAGCAUUUGAAUAUGAAGCUGACCCGGGCUCAGUUUGAAGGGAUUGUCACUGAUCUAAUCAGGAGAACCAUCGCCCCAUGCCAAAAAGCCAUGCAAGAUGCAGAGGUCAGCAAGAGUGACAUCGGAGAAGUGAUUCUUGUUGGUGGCAUGACUAGGAUGCCCAAGGUUCAGCAGACUGUACAGGAUCUCUUUGGCCGAGCCCCAAGCAAAGCUGUAAAUCCUGAUGAGGCUGUGGCUAUCGGAGCUGCCAUUCAGGGAGGUGUGUUAGCUGGUGAUGUCACAGAUGUGCUGCUCCUGGAUGUCACUCCCCUGUCUCUGGGUAUUGAGACUCUGGGAGGUGUUUUUACCAAACUCAUCAACAGAAACACCACUAUUCCAACCAAGAAAAGCCAGGUGUUUUCUACAGCUGCUGAUGGUCAGACUCAAGUGGAGAUUAAAGUGUGUCAGGGUGAGAGAGAGAUGGCUGGAGACAACAAACUUCUUGGACAGUUUACUUUGAUUGGAAUUCCUCCAGCCCCUCGUGGAGUCCCUCAGAUUGAAGUUACAUUUGACAUUGAUGCCAAUGGGAUUGUACAUGUUUCAGCCAAAGAUAAGGGUACAGGACGUGAGCAGCAGAUUGUGAUCCAGUCUUCUGGUGGGUUAAGCAAAGAUGAUAUUGAAAAUAUGGUUAAAAAUGCAGAAAAGUAUGCUGAAGAAGACCGGAGAAAGAAGGAACGAGUUGAAGCUGUUAAUAUGGCUGAAGGAAUCAUUCAUGACACAGAAACAAAAAUGGAAGAAUUUAAGGACCAAUUGCCUGCUGAUGAAUGCAACAAGCUAAAAGAAGAGAUUUCCAAAAUGAGGGAACUUCUGGCUCGCAAAGACAGUGAAACAGGAGAAAACAUAAGGCAGGCAGCAUCUUCCCUUCAGCAAGCAUCACUGAAGCUCUUCGAAAUGGCAUACAAAAAGAUGGCAUCUGAGCGAGAAGGCUCUGGAAGUUCUGGCACUGGGGAACAAAAGGAAGAUCAAAAGGAGGAAAAACAGUAAUAACAAUAAACUUUGGAGUCGAAAUAUGA
Molecule: messenger RNA, 2215 nt
Organism: Neomonachus schauinslandi (Hawaiian monk seal)
Lineage: Eukaryota; Metazoa; Chordata; Mammalia; Carnivora; Phocidae
Gene: HSPA9
Product: heat shock protein family A (Hsp70) member 9
Exons: 17
Coding region: 147-2186 (679 amino acids)
Biological process (GO): cellular response to unfolded protein; protein refolding
Cellular component (GO): cytoplasm; mitochondrion
Molecular function (GO): ATP binding; heat shock protein binding; misfolded protein binding
Source: RefSeq, a predicted model, not a curated record